CGCCGCCGCGGGAUCGCGCCCCUCCCCCAGCCCCCGGCCCCUCCGGCGCGCGGGGAGCGGACGCGCGCGCGGCUGCUCGCUGCCCCCGACUGAGAGCACGAGAUCCCCCUCAGGAGCGUGUCUGAGGAGAUACAGGUGCCCCUGAUCCACACCUGAGGAAACGCACUCGGAGGUGUUCCACGCACCCAAGCAGCAGUGAUCAUGGUGGAAGCCCCGGCUGGCCCCGGACUCAAGCCCACCCUUAGCCGCUGUGCUCUUACCCCCGACUCAGCACUGGUGGCCCGGUCCGUGGAGCCGGCCGCAGGAUGCUCCCGGCGUGUGGAUGACCCGCCGCCCAGCCCCGCACGGCCCAGGCCCGGAUGCCGCGCCCUGGUCUCCUGACCCGGGGACCCCGCCCGUCGCGGGACUGAGCUUCCCGAGCCCGCCGAGCGAGCAGCGACGGCGCAGGGACCCCGGGGAAGGGGCUCGGCGCCGGCGGGAAACAUUUUCCCCCAGCGGCUCGGCAAGAUGACCAGCCUGUUCCGCCGGAGCAGUGGCGGCGGCGGCGGCGGCGGCUCGGCCGGGGCGCGCGGGGCCGGGGGCAGCGCGGCGGCCUCGCAGGAGCUCAACAACAGCCGGCCCGCCCGCCAGGUGCGCCGCCUCGAGUUCAACCAGGCCAUGGACGACUUCAAGACCAUGUUCCCCAACAUGGAUUACGACAUCAUCGAGUGCGUGCUGCGCGCCAACAGCGGCGCCGUGGACGCCACCAUCGACCAGCUGCUGCAGAUGAACCUGGAGGCGGGUGGUGGCAGCGUCUACGAGGACAGUUCGGACUCGGAGGACAGCAUCCCCCCGGAGAUUUUGGAAAGGACCUUGGAACCGGAUAGCUCCGACGAGGAGCCCCCGCCUGUGUACUCCCCGCCAGCCUAUCACAUGCAUGUGUUUGACAGGCCUUACCCUCUGGCUCCCCCCACUCCACCUCCCCGCAUCAACGUGCUGAGCUCCGCGCCCCCUGCCAGCCAGAGGCGCUAUCGGAACUGGAACCCCCCACUGCUAGGCAACCUUCCCGAAGACUUUCUCCGCAUCCUGCCCCAGCAGCUGGACCGCAUACAGGCUAACUCCGGGGGCUCCAAGCCUGCGAGUGUAGAGGGAGGCCUGCCCGCCACGGCCGGGCCCGGGCCCGGGCCCCGGGACCAGGAGAGCCGCUGGAAGCAGUACCUGGAGGACGAGAGGAUUGCGCUCUUCCUGCAGAAUGAGGAGUUCAUGAAGGAGCUGCAGCGCAACCGCGACUUCCUCCUUGCCCUGGAAAGAGAUCGACUGAAAUACGAGUCCCAGAAAUCUACAUCCAGCAGCGGGGCCUUGGGAAAUGAAUUUGACUUUCCUUCUCCCGUCCCAGGAACCAGCGACGCCAGCCCCGCUGUGUCUGAAGAUGCCUUAUUCAGGGACAAGCUGAAACACAUGGGAAAGUCCACCCGGAGGAAGCUGUUCGAACUGGCCAGGGCCUUCUCGGAGAAGACCAAGAUGAGGAAGUCCAAGAGGAAACACUUGUUGAAGCAUCAGUCGCUGGGGGCUGCGGCGUCAACGGCCAACCUCCUGGAUGACGUGGAGGGCCACGCUUGUGAUGAGGAAACAGGGAAGAACUUGUCCAAGGUCUCAGAGCUCAUCGAUAGAGACAGAGCAGCACCCAGGAGUCCGAACCCUGCACUGUGCCCUGCUGCCUCUCACCAGACCCCCGGGGAUCGGCGUGUGUCCCAGCAAACAAGAGUGGAGAGAGUUGACGAAGACUUCCGGGGAAGGCGACAGGAGGUGCCCAAGGUGGAGGAAGCACUCAGGGAAGGACAGUAAGAGAUGCCAGCAGUUCCUCCUCGCCGGAGACCAUCUGACCCGGUGGAGGCAGCCCGAGAGCAAACCGGCCCCCAGCUGAAGAGCCCAGCUGCAGCCGGACAGAUGGUGCUUGAGUUCUGAGGCCCAGUGAUUCUCCGGCCACAGUCCAGCCCAGCCACUGCCACUUUCCAAGGGACUUAGAACUUCGGAGUUGCAUGCUGUGAUUGGAGGAAGGACCUGAGGGUGGAGGCAACCACAGCCCCUUUUGUAGCCAGGCUGUUCUAUGGGAAAUGAGUGGAAAUGCAGGAUCUAACCCCUCUUCUUAAAAAAAAGAAAAAAGAAAAAAAGAAAAAAGACCCCAGAAAACUGGCAAAGGUUGGAGUACCCAAAAGAGGAGGAUGAUCCUACCAGAGGCUUGGGGGAACCCCUGCCCCCUCCUGUAGGGCCACAGACACUGCCUGAUCCCCUGCCCUAUCCCCGGCUCCCUUCUGGGCAUCUUGGGCCCUUUAUUCCCAUGGCCUCCUGCACCUCAGUCAUUCCCCAGGGCUGCCGGCCCUCGGCACACCCGUGCACAGAGCUCUGGGUCAGAGAGCGCUAUGCGGUCACUUGGGCCCGCUCUGAGGUGUGAUGGGCCACUGCAGAGAGGUAUCUCCUGACUGCUUGGGCCCCCCUGGCUGCCUCUGUUGGGGGCUGGCAAGGGCCCCCAGCAGGGAUGGGGAGGCUGGCCACCCCGGAGCUGGAGGAGUCUAGCUGGGCAGAGGUAGUCUUUACUCUGGCAGAAGACAAAACCCAGUUCUGGAUGGGACCCUGGAGUCCCACGACACUGGGGUCUCCAGGGGCUCUGACUCCGCGGCUGGACUAGAAGUUCUGCUGUCACCAAGGGUGGGCAGGAGCCAGUUCUUUAGUAACGCUGAGAAGGUGCAGGACUGAGGGGCAAGAAGAUGCCGCCGCCAGCCAGGCCAGAGCCCCUGGGGCAGAAGGGCUUGCUGGGUGACUCUAGCCGAGAGUGAGAGGGCGAAUGGCCAGGAGGAAAACAAGGGUCGUAUGAACCUGACCAGGCACCAGCCACUGCCAACGGGAGGGGGGAGGGGGGAGGGGGAGGCAGCCCGGCCUCUGUGGCCCUGCGGCCUUGGAGAGGCGGAGGCGCUGACCUCGGGAGAACCGGGAAGCCUGGGCAGGCACGAGGCUUGGCCCCAGCAGGAGCCAGCUCAGUCGCACAGCGCUGGGGUGUUGGGAGCGGGCGCCGAGCCUGGCGGGGCUUGGUGGCUGUAAGUCACCCCGAGAUAAUGAGGGCGUGGCGGGCUCCCCGCGGUGCCGGAGGGGGCCCUGGCCGGGCGCGGCAUCCCAACCGAGUGCGGAAGUGCGGCCGCCCUCCCCAUCCCCGACGGCCCUCGAUGACGGGGCGCAGAAGAGGGGGAGCCCCCGGACCCCGCCCCCGUUCCUGUGUGUGGCUUUGUCAGUGUUUCUGUUUCUGUUUGUUCUACGUGUGGGUUUUUUCUUGGAGCUGUUUCAUAGGAGUUCGUGUAAUAAAGACUUGGUGUGCUCUUGGU
Hippopotamus amphibius kiboko is the source of this 3353-nucleotide messenger RNA. RefSeq names its product CUE domain containing 1 (gene CUEDC1). Gene Ontology annotation, molecular function: ubiquitin binding. Lineage: Eukaryota; Metazoa; Chordata; Mammalia; Artiodactyla; Hippopotamidae. The record is from RefSeq and is a predicted model, not a curated record. The transcript is spliced from 13 exons. Bases 508 to 1824 code for a protein of 438 amino acids.